Molecule: messenger RNA, 3195 nt
Organism: Hemicordylus capensis (graceful crag lizard)
Lineage: Eukaryota; Metazoa; Chordata; Lepidosauria; Squamata; Cordylidae
Gene: UTP14A
Product: UTP14A small subunit processome component
Exons: 15
Coding region: 603-2816 (737 amino acids)
Biological process (GO): rRNA processing
Cellular component (GO): small-subunit processome; nucleolus
Source: RefSeq, a predicted model, not a curated record
GAGGGAGAGAGGGAGGGGCGCGGCCUCCCGAGGGAACCGGCCGAGCUCCACCCCUGCCCGCUCCAGGGGCGCGCGAGCGGGGCGCGGCCAGCCGGCCGGGGCCAGAGUCCGCGCCCUCGCCCCCUGCCCGGCGCGCCCCCCCCCCGAGGGCGGCCCUCACCUGCGGCCGCUCAGCGGUGCAGGGCCUCGCUCAGGCCCGUCUGGCUCGGCGGACGCCGUGAGGCGAAAGGAGCUCGGCUCCCCAUUGGCUCGGCGCUCCUUCGGCCCCGCCUCCUGGCCCGGCGGGGACUGCCUUAUUGGCCGAGCGCAACGCCACUCGCCAAUAUCUAUCGCCAGAGAGAGGCGGGAAGGAGAGAGGCGGGAGGGCGAGGCGGCGCCUCACGCGCGGGCGCUUUGCUCGGUCAGGAUUCCGAGGGCGCAGCCUCGGCUGACUGGACGCCGGGCCACAAGGCAGCGCUCGAGGGAGGAAGGGCCGGGCCCGGAGCGCUGUGGGAAGAGAGGAGGCGCUUUCUCCCGGGCUGGUCUGAGGGGAGAGCUUCGCGCACUGAAGAAGAAGAAGAGGAAAAUUCUUGGCUGGUGCUGCCGGUGUCUUUGAUGCUCACAUGGCGGUUGUCGAAGAAGAAGAUCUCUUGAGGAGCGAGCCGGUUAUGAGUGAUUCUGAGGAUGAGGUGGAAAAUGGAGCAGUGGCAAAGAAGCACCGGCAGCUUGUGGAUGCACUCAGCAUUUUGGCUGGUGGGAAGCGGCGGCGAGUAGCAGAGCGUACCGAGGCAAGCGGGCAGGUCUUGGAAUUCGACGUGAGCAGUGGAGGUGCUGACGAGAAAGUGCUCCUCUCGGAGCUGCUGCAGCCCCUUCCCACUUCGUCCGCUCUGGGCUCUGUUCGGAAGCAGCUGAGCAAAGCCCAGCAGAAAAAGGCUGCCCAGCUCCCACUGAGCAAGGAGGAAAGUGAACAGAUUGUGAGGGAAGCUGCCUACACACAGACGUCCCAGGCACUAGCCAAGUGGGAUCCGGUGGUGAGGCAGAACCGGCGGGCGGAGCAGCUGGUCUUCCCCCUGCAGCAAGAGGGUGUGGCUGUGGCCCCGGUGGAAGAAGUGGUGAGCAGCUGGCAGGCUCGGACUCCGCUGGAGGAAGAGAUCUUCAGCCUUCUCCACAAGACGCAGCAGCCCGUCAAGGAUCCCCUUCUGACCCCGCAGGAGAAGGCCUCCCUGCAGGCCAUGAGCCUGGAAGAGGCUCAGCUACGCCGGAGGGAACUUCAGAGGGCUCGGGCCUUGCAGUCCUACUACGAGGCCAAGGCGCGGCGGGAGCGGAAGAUCAAGAGCAAAAAGUACCACAAAGUGCUGCGGAAGGGAAGGAAUCGGAAGGCCCUGCAAGAGUUUGAGGCGCUGCAGAAGAACAACCCCGAGGCCGCUCUGGAGCAGUUGGAGAGGAUGGAGAGAGCGCGCAUGGAGGAGAGGAUGAGCCUGAAACACCAGAACAAGGGCAGGUGGGCCAAAUCGACGGUCCUCAUGGCCAAGUAUGACCUCGAGGCCAGGCAGGCCAUGCAAGAGCAGCUGGCCCGGAACAAGGAGCUGACGCAGAGAGCCUGCCCGGCGUCGGAGAGCGAGGAAGGCGGCGAGGCCUCGGAUGCCGAGGGAGGGCUCGUCCCAGAUGCUGCCAACGAGGGCCCUGCUGGGGGGGCCGCUCCAGACAACCCCUGGAUGUUGGGAAAGCCCCGCCAAGAGCCCGCGGAGGACCCACCCGCCACCGAAGAUGGGGCAGGGAGCGAGGGGGAAGGGGAGCCCCCCCUGCCGGAGGAGGAGGAGGAGGAGGAGGAGGAGGAGGCCUUAUUGCAGGGCCUGCAACGCCCACAAGGCAGUGGUGCUGGUGGAGGAGCAGCAGCCACGGCUGUGCUUGCUGAGGUGCUUCUGCCGGCACCCCCAAGCCCUGUGCCGGAGGGGCCCCUCCUCAGUGAGAAGCUGGACCCGCUUCGCACCCUGGAGGAGCUGGAGGGUCUGGCCGUGCAGGAGGAAGUUCCCCCGGCAGGUGCAGUGCUGCCUCCCCAGAGGGCCCCACUCUCGCCGCCGGCAGGCGCAGCCCCCGCGCAGCCCCAGGGCUCCCGGGCUCCGGGUCCCCAGAAGACAGCCAAGCGCCAAGCGCUCAUUGACCUGAAGGCGGUGCUAGCGGAGGCUCCCCACGCCCUGCAGGGCCCCAGGCCCAGUGCUGUGCAGGCGGAGGAGGAGGAGCUGGAGACGGCCACGGACCAGCGGCAGAUGAUCCGGGAGGCUUUUGCCAGCGACAACGUCAUGGCCGACUUUCUGAAAGAGAAACGCCGAGCGGAACAAGCGGGCAAGCCCAAAGCCAUCGACCUGGUGCUCCCGGGCUGGGGCGAGUGGGGCGGCUCAGGGCUGCGGCCAAGCGCCCAGAAGAGGAGGCGGUUCCUUCUCCAGCCGCCACCUGGGCCCCCCAGGAAGGACCGGCAUUUGCCCCAUGUGAUCCUGAGCGAGCAGCGGAAUGUGCUGGCUGCUGGCCAUCAGGUGAACCAGCUGCCCUUCCCCUUCGAAAACGGCCAGCAGUUUGAACGCAGCAUCCAAGCGCCCACGGGCCCCACCUGGAACACCCAGCGUGCUUUUCAGAAGCUAACAGCCCCCCGCGUCCUCACCCAGCCUGGCCACAUCAUCCGCCCCAUCAGUGCCGAGGACGCCAACCUGAACCGGCAAGCAGAUACGGCCACGGGAAAGAGACCUGAACUGGAGCUAACGUCUCUCCCCAAGCAUCGCCGCCGCCACCACCAUCCCAAGGAGAAGGAGAAGGCGAAGGCGGCAGCGGCCCGAAACACCUAAGCCUACCCUGGUUCGGAUUCCUUUGCUGGCUGUGACACGUGAGUGCAGCCAGAACUCCUCUUCUCCCCCGAAAGCCUUUCCCUGCUCUGGAUCUCGGUUGGAUUAGCCCGGGCAGAAGGAAGCUGGCUGCCCCGUCCUCCCCAUGCCUCCCGCUCAGCAUCGCCAGCCACUUCAGGGUCAGCCCCCCCUUGGCGGCUCCUCUGCCUGUCCAGCCAGGCCCUCCUCAGUCACGGCUUCGGGGGAGAAAAGUGGGCCAGGUGCAGAUCCAGGCAGGGGAGGAGGCCGCCUCAAGGCCCGCUCUGCACCCCGAAACUCCCUCUCUCCUUCCUGGCUCACUUCCGAGGAAAGAGACCUUCACAAAUAAAGCCCAGCUGAUGGA